AUGGAAACUUGCAGAGCCCGACGCUACAGCUUCAGCCACGGCGGCGGCGGCGGCAGCAGCAGCAGCGGCGACGCUCUCCAGCUUCUCUCACGCCCACCCGGCAGCUGGGAUUAACUGAACGCCAGGAGCGGAGCGCACAGGGGCUCUCAGGUAAAUCCUGAAAACGUACAUUUUACACGUGUCUGGUGUUGGAUCCCAGAAAGUAGGCAUGAAUGACAUUGCACAGAAGGCAGAGAUUAUCAUUUCUUCGUCUAAACCUGUCCCAAAGUCCUAUGUGCCCAAACUUCGGAAGGGAGAUAUAAAGGAUAAAUUUGAAGCCAUGCAGAAAGCAAGGGAAGAAAGAAAUCAAAGACGAUCUAGGGAUGAAAAACAAAGAAGAAAAGAACAAUAUAUUAGAGAGAGAGAAUGGAACAGGCGAAAGCAGGAGAUGAAAGAACUACUUGCUUCUGAUGAUGAUGAAGAAACACAGUCUUCUAAAGCGGAGAAAGCCUAUGUUCCAAAACUGACAGGAACUGUCAAAGGAAAGUUUGCUGAAAUGGAAAAGCAAAGGCAAGAGGAAGAAAGAAAAAGAAUGGAAGAAGAAAGACACCGAAGAAUUGAACAAGACAUGAUAGAGAAGAGGAAAAUUCAGAGAGAACUGGCUAAGAAGGCACAAGAGAUUGAUGAACAAUUUAACAAUUCGGGAACUGAAUCAACAUCAGAGGAAGGUGAUGAUUCAUUGCUAGUAACUGUAGUUCCUGUAAAACAUACCAAAUCACCCGGAAAAAUGAAAAUAAGUUUUGAGGAUCUAGAAAAAGAGAGAGAAGACCAAGAAAGGCAAAAACAUGAAGAAGAAAAACGAUUGAGAUAUGAGCAGGAAAAGGAAGCUCUCAAGGAAGUGAAAUAUUUUUCACCAGUUGAAGAUGAAGAUGAAAUCAAAAACAGUGAAAGAAAAGAAUCUAUGUGUCUUGGAAAAGUAAAAUUGACUUUUGAAGAACUGGAAAGACAAAGGCAGGAAAAUCAAAGGAAACAAGCAGAAGAGGAGGCUAGACAACGCUUAGAAGAGGAAAAACGUGCCUUUGAGGAAGCAAGGCAGCAAAUGAUGAACCAAGAUGGUGAUGAUACAGAUAGUGAAAAUUCUGUCAAGGAGUUGCAUCCUGGAAAACUGAUACUUAGCUUUGAGGAAUUAGAAAGACAGAGGCAAGAAGAAGAAAAAAAACGAACAGAAGAGGAGGCCAGAAGGCGUAUAGAAGAGGAGAAAAAGGCAUUUGCUGAAGCAAGAAAAAGCCUGAUUUCAGAUGAUGAGUCUUCACAGAUAUCAAAAACUGUAUCUCAAGAAUCUCUUACACCUGGAAAACUAGAAAUAAACUUUGAAGAGUUACUGAGGAAAAAAAUGGAAGAAGAAAAGAGGCGCACAAAAGAAGAACGCAGACAAAAACUGGAAAUAGAAAAACACGAGUUUGAGCAGCUUAGACAAGAAAUGGGAGAGGAGGAGGAAGAAUGUGAAACCUUUGAGUUAAGCAGGGAAUAUGAGGAAUUGAUAAGAUUAAAAAGAAGUGGCUCCAUUCAAGCAAAGAACCUGAAAAAGAAGUUUGAAAAAAUUGGGCAAUUGUCUGAAGAAGAAAUACAGAAAAAAAUUGAAGAGGAAAGAGCAAGGAGGAGAGCUAUGGACCAGGAAAUAAAAGAAAGGGAAGCAGAGACUUUUCAAGAGGAAGAUGAAGUAGAUGUAAAACCAGCCACAAAAUCUGAAGCUCCAUUUACACACAAAGUCAACAUGAAGGCUCGAUUUGAAAAAAUGGCAAAGGCAAGAGAGGAGGAGGAACAGAGGAGAAUCGAAGAACAAAAGCUUUUACGUAUGCAAUUUGAACAGAAAGAAAUUGAUGCAGCAUUACAAAAGAAAAAGGAAGAGGAGGAAGAUGAUGAUGGGAGCAUUGUUAAUGGCUCAGUUUAUGAAGAUGAAGAACAGCAAGCAAGGUCUGGGGCCCCAUGGUUCAAGAAGCCUCUUAAAAAUGUGUCAGUUGUGGAUGGUGAACCAGUAAGAUUUACUGUAAAAAUGUCUGGAGAACCCAAACCAGAAAUCACAUGGUGGUUUGAAGGGGAAAUGUUGCAGGACUGUGAGGACUAUCAAUAUAUUGAGAGAGGAGAUACCUACUGUCUUUACUUACCAGAAACUUUCCCAGAAGAUGAGGGAGAAUAUAUGUGUAAAGCAGUAAAUAGCAGAGGAACAGCAGCUAGCACCUGUAUUCUCACCAUUGAAAGUAAGACUUAGCAUUUUAAUAACAAUUCAUAUCUCCCAUCUUUUUCUAAAUCAGUUAACUCUCUUUUUCUCUUCUCUUCUUCCAGCUGAUGACUAUUAAUAGCCUACUUCAUCUGGAGCCUUCCUUCUCUAAAUUUACUGCAUUCAUCUCUCUUUCUGUCUGUGGUGGGGCCAACAAGAAAAAUGUCUGUCAUUCCUGAAAUAAGAUAUUCAAUUGCCUGUUCUAAACCUCUUUAUUUCAAACAGUAAUUUGACAGUUUGGUAAACAGUGGCUUAACCCCCACCCCACACCUUACUUAUGACUAAUUUGUUGCUUCACACAGCAAGGCUAUUACCAACAGGCAAUGCAUUCAUGUGAAGCAGCCUGCUAAGUCAUCACACUUGUCUUCCUGAUGUCAGUACAAAAAUAGCUCGUAUCAGUGUAGUGAAAAACAAGAGCAUGGUGAACUGCUUCGCACAAGUAAUCUGCCUGGGAGAGCCUCUGGAUUCAUUGCAGUUUUCAUGCCAUUGUUUGCACAUGUAAAAUUAGGGCAAGGACACUGGAAACAGCAGAACAAAGUUGUUCCAGCAGAUGAAGACCAAUUAAUUCAUUCUACAUUAAUGUUGUCCUCAAUUUAUUUGAUCUGAAAACAGUGCGGAAAAUUUAGUAGCCAAAUUUUAGUUGUUUAUUUAAUUGGGUUUUUGUUUAAUGCAGUAUUUUCUUUAAUGUGCUUGAAUAACAUACAAUCAGAAUAGUGGCUUGAAAGCAGAGUUAUGUAAUUAUCAUGUAUAUGCGGUUGUCAAAGUUCUUUGAAAUAUUAGCGUUUAUAAUUUUGUAUUAGAAGUUAGACAUUGUCUAGAAUGCUGCUUAUAAUACUGAAUCAAAGUCAUAGUAUUCAGUAAUUAAGCAUUAUGAUGAUACUGGAUGACUUUUCAACUUGAACCUCUUGUAUUAAAUCAUCUCACUACAGUAUACAGAAACAGAAUUACCAAUAAAUAUGGUUUUCAUAUAUACUUUGAAUAAAAAGUGAUUACAGGUUUGCUUUUUGCUAAUGAAUAACUGGAAACUAAAUUCCAAUGCAGACUACCAUACAUACUAAAAAGAAUUCUCCAGUAGAUUUUGGUUACAUUUAACUGGCCAGAAUUUAGAAAAAUUACAAGUUAGAAUAAAUUUUUAUACAGGAUUUACCUGGCCUUUAAAACCUAUGUACCAAAUUUUCCUAUGCUGUGUUCUGAAUUAAUUGAAAGGUUAAUAAAUCUCUGUUGAGUCUCA
Messenger RNA from Sphaerodactylus townsendi, 3488 nucleotides. RefSeq names its product nexilin F-actin binding protein (gene NEXN). Bases 209 to 2248 code for a protein of 679 amino acids. Gene Ontology annotation, cellular component: plasma membrane; axon. Gene Ontology annotation, biological process: mitochondrial fusion; homophilic cell-cell adhesion; dendrite self-avoidance. The transcript has 13 exons. Gene Ontology annotation, molecular function: cell-cell adhesion mediator activity. NCBI's taxonomy places the organism in Eukaryota, Metazoa, Chordata, Lepidosauria, Squamata, Sphaerodactylidae. The record is from RefSeq and is a predicted model, not a curated record.